Plectropomus leopardus (leopard coralgrouper) is the source of this 3490-nucleotide messenger RNA. The record is from RefSeq and is a predicted model, not a curated record. NCBI's taxonomy places the organism in Eukaryota, Metazoa, Chordata, Actinopteri, Perciformes, Serranidae.
GAGCAGCGUCACAUCACUGAGGUACCCGGGGUGACCAGAGGAACCCUGUCCUCUGAGCAUCGUCUCUGUAGUCAGGAUGAAUGCUAAUGUAACCACAGAGAGAGGACAGUUCGGGGGGAUACGGUGCCGGUCCAGCGCUGACACACAUAUGUGAAGCCCAAAAACCGCAUUUUCGGGGUGACCGCGGACAAAUCCCGUUAACAGGCGUCAACACCUCCAGCUCAACUCGCCGGGCGAUGGACGUCCGCCGUUAAAGGGUCGGUGCUGGACCGGACUUUGUCGGAAUUUCGCCAAAAUUACGACGGGAAUCAAGUAUAGCUCCCUGUCUCCCGGCAACGGGAGAGACCACCGGCCGCUCGUGAUGUCUCGUGCCAAGGAGCGGCUGAAAGGCGGGAAUGAGACCAAGGACAGCGUCACUCUGCUGCCGUGCUUUUAUUUUGUAGAGCUUCCUAUCCUGGCCUCCUCUGUUGUCAGUCUUUAUUUCCUGGAGCUGACAGAUAUUUUCCAGCCGGUGCAUUCUGGAUACAGUUGUAGUGACCGCAGUCUGUCUCUGCCCUACAUCCUGCCCCGACAGGAAGUCUGCCCACUGCCUCUGCUCUUCAGCUUGGCCUUCGCCGCUCCCACCGCCACUAUUCUUAUAGGAGAGGCCAUUCUGUACUGCUAUCUCUCCAGGAGGUCAUCAGCCACACAGACUGAGGCCAACAUCAACGCUGCAGGCUGUAAUUUCAACUCCUACAUCCGCAGGGCUGUACGCUUCAUAGGAGUCCAUAUCUUUGGCCUUUGUGUAACAGCACUGAUAACGGAUAUCCUCCAGCUGUCCACUGGUCAGCACACCCCCUACUGGUUGGAUGUGUGCAAACCCAACUUGACCCACAUCAACAUGUCCACCUGUGAUGAAGCUUUUAUUCUGGAGGAUAUCUGCUCUGGACAGGACAGCGGGCUCAUCAAUGCUGGGAGGGCAGGCAGCUGUUGCUCAGAGUGGUCACAGAGUGCGCUGCAGGUUGGGACUGCGGGGCUGCUGGGUGUGUAUGCAGUGGGGAAUUUCCAGCCCAGUGAGGAUCGGUCCAGAAGUCGAGCACCUACCCCGAUCCUGAGAGAGCCCCCCCUCACCUCCCUGCCCAAUGUUAGCCAAUCAGCGCUUAGCAACAGUCACCAAGGUCACCACACUCUGGCUCCCAGCCAACCAGAGCCCAUCAUCACACGGACCUCCUCCCACACCCUGUCCCCCAACCAACCAGAGCCCAUCUUGACGCGAAGUGCCUCCUACCGAGAGCCAUCUCUAUCCAAUCUGAAGAGAGCCAGCGCUGAGGUGGAGGUGAUAACUCCAUCCAGUCCCCUGGGAAACCACGAAAACAUGAUGACCUUCAGCAGCAGCACACUGCCAAGGUCCCAUGGAGGCUCCUCAUUGGAGGAGGGUCGCAUACCCCGCCGUCACGCCUCCAUUCAUGCAUCAAUGGACUCAACCCGGUCCAAACAGCUGCUCAGCCAAUGGAAGAAUAAAAACGACAACAGGAAGCUAUCCCUGCAGGUGAUGGAUGGAAUACGACCAGCAUCAUCCUCAUCUCCUCAGAGGAACAUGGAACUACGCUGCUCCUCUGAACCUUCUGCUAUGGGCCUGGAGGCAGAGCUGCGUGGUGGGCCACACCUGCCUCAACUUAUCUCAUGUCAGGAAACAGAGUUGCGUGCAGGGGCCCACAUCCCGGCUCAGUACAUGAAACUGGCAGCGAGCUCUGUUCCUAUGACCAAUCAUAAUCACUUGAGCCAUAAUGGCAGCACCGGAUUGUCUGGUGGGGCCAGAGUGUCUAUCCAGUCCCGGCCUGGAUCUUCCCAGCUGGUUCACAUUCCUGAGGAGGAAAACCUCACCAGCAAGGAUCAGGAGAGUGAAUCAGAGGACAGCAUUAUGGAUGGGGGUGGGUCUGUGAGGGAAAAGUGGCUGAGAGUGGCUGAAAAGACCACCAUCCCCUGCAGACCACUCAGUGCUGGAGGACAGCCUCGUCUUAUGCAGGUGAUAGCCUUAUCCAAACAGCAGGGUCUGCUUCACUCCCCUCGGUCGGAGGAUGGUGGCAGCACUGUCAGCUGUACCGGAUCCAUUCGGUACCGAGCCUUGACAGACCAGGACCCAUCACCACCAGCCUCCACUACCGGAGCAGUGGGUGGAGGAGGAGGAGGUUUGGAAAGAAGUGGCAGUAUAGUUCGUGUUGAAGCCCACCCAGAGUCCAGAUCAAACAAACCUAUAGUGAAACCUCCAAGCACCGAUGGAAGUGGCUCCUGGCGAUGGAAACCGCCAGAACAACGAGCUUCACUCCGACAGUCAGCUUUCGCCCUCAAUGACCUGAACAGACACACAGACAGCUGUGAUUCGCUGAGGGAUGGAGGGUCCGUGGAUGGGCGGAGGAGCGUGACAGGAACCGAAACGGAGAGUGAAAGUGGAGGAGAUGGAGGAGGAGGAGGAAUGGGAGGAGGUGGCGGAGGAGGCAUAUACACAAACCAUCCACAUGUUGUACACCCUUUACAUCCCUUACAUCCCAAUAACCCUAACAACUUCCAGCACCUCAAUUUCAACCCCAACAACCCCAACUUUAAUAAUGCCCACUUCAAUCCCAACUCUGCCAACUUCAACCCCAACUCUGUUAACUUCAAUCCCAACUGUACCAACUCCAACAUGCCAUUCACCCCCACUGCCACCUUUGCCCCUCCAUUCCACCCCCACCCUCAGGCCAUCACCACCAUCAGGGUCACCCCAGUGGAGGGGACAGCUGCAAGUAGCGAUGGUGGCUCAGACAGCCAGUCGGCUGCCUCAUCCAGCCGAGAGUCCACUCUGAGGAGGAAGAGUGGCUCCCACAUCGCCCAGGUCCCUGAACGAGGGCCCACCCCCGACCUCCAGAAUAAUCACCGCCUCUGUGACGACAGUAACCGCCUCGAUAACGAAAGCAGCAACCGUUUCCAUGAAAACCUUCGAAGUUUUCAAGAAAAUCCCAUCCACCCCCUCCAUCCAAACCACCCCAACAGGCAGAUGCAGGGUGUGUUUGGCCGUCCCAGCCCAACCCCUCCCCCUACUUUACCCCGCCCUGUCCUGACUCACACUCCGCCUCCCACUAUGGGGUUGGCCUAUAAGGAGUGACACAUCCAUCUUUACCUGUGAUUAAACCACUUGACCAGUACACAUUUUCAACGCAGAUGCUGCAAAUAUGGGAAAUUUGGGUAAAUCUGUCCACCUCCUGGGGUCAGCCAAUACAGAAUUAAAAAAAAAUUAGUCCCACCCACAUCCCAUCUGGCCAUUUAGGCUCAAUAUGUGGCCAAUUGUGUCUGGCAGCAUCUCAUCCAGUUUAGUACCCACACACAUAAAUGUUAUGUCUUACUAUGAGACUAUACAGGCUCAUUAAAACCUAUUAGCAAGAGGGUCACAGUCCUCUUCGGGUCAAAAGCCAUAGAAAAUACCAACAUAAUUAGCCCUGCCCACAAUCUCCAACUGGCCAAUAAGAAAGGACUA